AUAGACGUGCUCACCAACCGAGGCUCUUCGCUGCUCUCUUGGUUUCGUUGGGAUCCAAGAAAGAGAGAGAGAGAGAGAGAGAUGGGGAGCGAUGCGAAGGUGUACACCUUGAAGGAAGUGUCGCAGCACAAUACCAACAAGGAUUGUUGGCUCGUCAUCGGCGGCAAGGUUUAUGAUGUAACAAAAUUCUUGGAAGAUCACCCUGGGGGAGACGAAGUUUUGUUGUCAUCAACUGGAAAGGAUGCUACAGAUGAUUUCGAAGAUGUGGGGCACAGUACGACUGCAAGGGCAAUGAUGGAUGAGUACUGUGUUGGGAAGAUAGAUACAUCAACAAUUCCCACCAAAGUCAAAUACACCCCUCCCAAGCAACCUCACUACAACCAGGACAAGACCUCUGACUUCAUCAUUAAGCUACUCCAGUUUUUGGUUCCAUUGGCUAUCUUGGGGGUGGCUGUUGCCAUCAGAGCCUACACAAAAUCAGCCUAGAUGUGUUGCCAAGUUAAAUAAACUAGCGAGAAGUUGGUAUUUGCAAUGUCUUACAUUACUGCAACUCUAGGAGACUAAAGUGUGUCUGUUAAGUCUCUGCUUGUGUCUCAUUUCUGGGGUUACUUCUCAUUUCUGGGUUACUUUUUUUCAUCUACUAUUCUUGUGAUACUGGAACAUAUACUCUUCUCCUUGGAUUCCUUUGAAUGUUUUCAAUUGUUGCCUUUUGAAAUGUUAUCUUCUUUAAAAA
Messenger RNA from Elaeis guineensis (African oil palm), 733 nucleotides. RefSeq names its product cytochrome b5. Gene Ontology annotation, molecular function: heme binding. Lineage: Eukaryota; Viridiplantae; Streptophyta; Magnoliopsida; Arecales; Arecaceae. Gene Ontology annotation, cellular component: intracellular membrane-bounded organelle; membrane. The record is from RefSeq and is a predicted model, not a curated record.